GGAAGCCGCGGACAUCCCUCGGGAGGAAGCCAAUAUCUUCAUGCAGAACCCCACAGUAUGACAGGGUCCAGGGGCACAUACGUCCCUAGUUUGUAUGCAGGUUUCACCUGUAUCUGUCCAGGUCGCAGCGGGAAAGCAGCAGCACUGAUCGGCAUCACGUCGACUCUCAACCAAGGCAAACGGUGGGCGGCCCACUACUGUAAGGCCCCCGGCAGGAAGCUCAGGCAAAUGAUACGCAAUAUGAGUCUUGCCCGCGGAAAUUGCAAACGUUUCAGUUUGAUAUUUCGGGCCGAGGCGUAGCCGCAGCGGUUCAGCCGCUUCUGCAGCUCCUAGGGAUGCAUUAAUAGGAUGCGCUGGUCCAAGACAAAGCAUUGCUUUAGUUUUCGAAGCGAAGUAUAGUGCAUUUCGUCUUGCUUGCAAGACAAAGACCCUUAUCCUGCGGCAAGCGGGCUAUCGUCCGUGUGGCAGAACAUGAAUAUCUAUAGACAGCUCUCAUGAUGAUAUCUGGCAUUCUCCUGGAAUGGCGAAAGCAACGGAUGGGUACACUGGAGAUCCAAAAAAAAACAACCCAAUUUCGAAGUCUCUCGACAAGCCCUCUGCUAACCGGACUUGUGAUCUGUUGGAGCAUACCUUUUCCAUUAGCUGAUCUAGCAACAAGCUAGAUCCCUGUUCAUGCGUUCUCCGAUGGCAUCUCCACCGAGUCCUCGACGACUGUGUAACGCCCGACUCAUGAACGCCGAUGCGGGACCCGGAGUAAAGGUUUGUCGGACAAAAUCAUCCAGUUCUCACUUCUUGAUACCAUCCACAAACAAUGGCCAUGAAGAUUGACACUCACCACCAUGUCAUCCCUCCUUUCUCGGGCAAGGUAUCACCUAGAAUCCCGGCGUCUUUCCCAGAAAAAACCUGAAUCAGUAGCUAACCACGUAAACCCAGCCAUGACCGAUAAUCCCCACUUCUCAAAAGGCAUGCGUAUGCCCACUUGGUCCCCGCAAACAACCCUAGCCUUCAUGGCCAGCAACGGGAUCGAAACAUCCAUCCUGCCUUGUGCCCUUCCACUCACGGUCCUCGCCCAAGGAAACAUCACCAAAGCCGUAACUCUAACCCGCGAGGUAAACGAUUAUCUCGCCUCCUCGCGCACUCUACACCCAAAGCAAUUUGGCUUCUUCGCCUCCAUCCCCUCCCUCGAGGACACUGAGAUUUGCAUCGACGAAAUCCACCACGCCCUCGAUGACCUCCACGCAGACGGCGUCUUGCUGUUCACAAGUUAUAACGGUAAAUACCUGGGUCAUCCAGACUUCGAACGCGUAUGGGAUGAGCUGAAUGCUCGCGGUACGGUCGUCUUCACGCACCCGACUAUCGAAGGCGCAACCGAGAAAUGUAUCCAAGGGCCCUUCACAAUCCCCCCACCGUUACUGGACUGGACGCACGAAACAACCCGUGCAGCCGUGCAUCUCAUUCUCACAAACACUCUCCGCCGGUUUCCCGAGUGCAAGAUCAUCCUCUCUCACGGCGGAGGAACACUUCCCUUCAUCGUGGGGCGAAUGGCAGAUCUCCAGACCCGACUGUCUGGUAGAUCGCAGGAGGACUUUCUGGAGGAUGCGCAGCGGCUCUAUUUUGACAUUGCACUUGUGGGGCCGUCCGUUCCGCCGCUGCAGCUCGUGCGGGAGUUUGCGGGAAGCGGGCAUGUGCUGUUUGGCACUGAUUUCCCGUUUGUGGCGGCGGAGGGCGUUGCAAGGAGGUGGAUGGGGUUACCGCUGGUGGAGAGGGGGGGUUGGUGAUCGAGACGAGGA
Messenger RNA from Aspergillus calidoustus, 1790 nucleotides. Lineage: Eukaryota; Fungi; Ascomycota; Eurotiomycetes; Eurotiales; Aspergillaceae. The record is from the annotation of a GenBank genome assembly.